AUGGCAAGACUUCAAAGAUACAGGGACGUCGAUGGUGAUGUUGCCAUGGAUGGAUCAAGUCAGGCCAAUAAUACUCAGCGGGCGGAGGAAAUUCAAGAUUAUGCUGACUUUGAUGAAGAGGCAAUCCAGCAAUUCGAUCGAGAGGUUGAACAAUUCAUGACUACUUUGGACGACUUUUCUUUACCGGAAUACGUUCCAAUUGAUAAAUCCACCAAAAGAAUGGUUGACACUUUUAGGGUACAGGGGCACACCGAAUUAAUAUCUGGUUUGAAAGAGGAAUUAAUCAAAUCGACCGAUGCGUACUUGUUGAAUACGGUGGAAUAUCAACCAAAAGACAAGAAUCAUACCCAAUCGGUAUUGGAUAAAUCAAUCCAUGCGUUGAAACUGUUGGCGGAUAUGGAAUCGGAAAUCAAAGUGCUAACAAACGCCACCGAGUCUAUUAAAACGGUGGUGAAAAAUCGGUUCAUGGAGGAAGAGGAAUUGAGUUAUGAAACUAUUGGACAUUACAGAAACUUGGAAAAUCCUCCUGCAAACUUAAGCCAAUUAUUCACUGAUAUUUUUGGAGAAGAGACGGCGAAACUUGCUAAUGGCUCAAGUAAAGUGGAUAAGCAAUUACUAAAGCUUCAACAACAUGCGUUUGUCGUUCAACACCCACAGGAGCCGCUACCCGGGAAUCUAUCAGACAAUAGGGAUGAUGAUGACGAUGAUAUUGAAGUCGCUGGUGGGACGGUGGAAUUAGUCUGUCCUAUCUCCAGAAAACCAUUCCAGAAACCGGUGAUCACAACAUGUGGACAUACGUUUUCAAAAGCAUCAUUGGUUGAAGUGAUUCGAUCAAAUAAACAAUGUCCGAUUUCUGGGUGUGAAAGAUACUUGAAUAUACAAAAUACCAAACCUGAUCAUUUGAUGGAGCUUAGAGUUAAGAGUUUCACUGCCAUCAAAGAUAGAGAGGAGAAGGAAAGAAGACAGAAUAUUGAGGUUGUUGCUUAA
Messenger RNA from Saccharomycopsis crataegensis, 987 nucleotides. It is a transcript of the gene MMS21, whose product is annotated as SUMO ligase MMS21. Gene Ontology annotation, biological process: protein sumoylation; protein ubiquitination; double-strand break repair via homologous recombination. The coding region runs from base 1 to 987 and encodes 328 amino acids. Gene Ontology annotation, molecular function: SUMO ligase activity; zinc ion binding; ubiquitin-protein transferase activity. Gene Ontology annotation, cellular component: nucleus; Smc5-Smc6 complex. The transcript has a single exon. Lineage: Eukaryota; Fungi; Ascomycota; Saccharomycetes; Ascoideales; Saccharomycopsidaceae. The record is from RefSeq and is a predicted model, not a curated record.